CAGAGCAUAUUUGCGUGAUAUUUGCACAAGAGUUUAGAGUAGCGUGGGUACAAUUGCAUUGCACACCGUAAUCUUAUUAACAAAAUUGAAAUUAAGAGCUCCAAGUAUACUUUUUGUUGUAUAACUAUAAAUUGUGUUUAACUCGUAAUGGCUGAUGAAGAAUAUGAAGCUGACGACGCGGGGGCAGACUACGACGAUAUUGCCGAAGAAGAUGACAACAUAGAGGAAGCCGAGGAGCAAGAGGAGGAGGGUUACAAUGUGCAGUGCCUGGCUCCCGGCCAGGCUGGAGGAGGUGUGGAGAAAUCUAAAAGAAUUACCACCCGCUAUAUGACGAAAUACGAACGAGCUAGAGUCUUAGGUACAAGAGCACUCCAGAUAGCCAUGUGUGCCCCCGUGAUGGUGGAGCUGGAAGGCGAAACUGACCCCCUGCAGAUAGCCAUGAAGGAACUCAAGCAACGGAAAAUUCCCAUCAUCAUCCGAAGAUACUUACCUGACCAUUCCUAUGAAGACUGGAGCAUUGAUGAACUGAUCAUUAUUGACCAUUAGAUCAUUAGACUACUUUAGAAUAAUUCUUCAAGAAGAGGAUGUUUUGUGAAAAUUACUUAGAAAAAAAUACUCUAAGGCUUAUUUAAAUCAUCUGUUCAAAGUAUUCACAUUUGGUAUUUUUGAAAUCAUAAAACCUAGACCUAACAGCAGAGGAAAGAACAAAAGUCAAAAUAAAUUAUAAGAAAUAACUUUACAAGCAAAGCAACAUGCAUCAUAAUAUGUAUUGUUCCAAGCAAUAAGCCCUUCUUUAUUAAACUACAUGAUCUUAAACAUACAUUGUCAAAGCGGACCCCAGGCUCCCAUGAGCCGUGGCAAUAUGCCGGGAUAACGCAAGGAGGAUGAUAAUGAUGAUGGUAAAUUGAAUGUUCGACAUAAUGUAAGAUUAAGGAUAAUAUUAAAGUUUAUUUUUAA
This is a messenger RNA of Leguminivora glycinivorella, 957 nucleotides long. It is a transcript of the gene RpII18, whose product is annotated as DNA-directed RNA polymerases I, II, and III subunit RPABC2. The record is from RefSeq and is a predicted model, not a curated record. The transcript has 2 exons. Gene Ontology annotation, biological process: DNA-templated transcription. Gene Ontology annotation, molecular function: DNA binding; DNA-directed RNA polymerase activity. The coding region runs from base 148 to 546 and encodes 132 amino acids. Gene Ontology annotation, cellular component: RNA polymerase I complex; RNA polymerase II, core complex; RNA polymerase III complex. NCBI's taxonomy places the organism in Eukaryota, Metazoa, Arthropoda, Insecta, Lepidoptera, Tortricidae.